CAUGAAAAAUAAGCUUCUUCAGCUCCAGCCCGACCGCCUCUUCUCCUCCUGCCUUCCCUGUCCGAUGUUGUAGAAUUUCCCGUUCAAUUCCGCUUAAUUGGUUGAUUAAUAAAACCCUGAAACGCAUCCUUUCCCAUUCCGAUCAUAUCUUGUUCCAAAAUCUAUUCUCUUCUUUACUCUUAGUUUCCCAAUUGACGCCACAACCAUUCAUUUCGUGACCUCUAAUCCCAAUCCUCAUCGCCGACCUUAUACAGUAUUGAACGAUUGACGUUUACCGGGGGUUAGAAUUGAAGGUGUUGUGAUGGUGUUGGGUUGACAAAAUGAACUCUGGGUUUCUGGGUAACAUCCUCUGGUUUAGAGCCCAAUCAAACAGUGAUUUGGAACCUACUUUGAAACCAACUAGUGUCUAUAUUGAACAACAACCUGAGCACAAGCCUGGUUUUGAUCUCAAGCCGUUGGGAUUGCCCCUUGUGUCCUUGUUUCCAUGGGUUGCUGUGCAGUCUCAAGACAGGACUCGAAGAACCCCAUCCACUAUCAACCGCCGGUUGAGAAGGCGUGCCGCCCAGCCACACCGCAAGGCUGCUCCCCCUGAUUUGCUGCGCUUCCGGCCAUAUGUUUCGAGGGUGCCAUGGCAUACUGGUGUGAGAGGGUUCCUUUCUCAGCUGUUUCCGAGAUACGGGCAUUAUUGUGGACCUAACUUUUCGAGCGGCAAGGAUGGUGGAUCGCUUGUUUGGGAUCAGCGCCCCAUUGAUUGGUUGGAUUUCUGUUGCUACUGCCAUGACAUUGGAUAUGACACUCAUGAUCAGGCUGAGCUGCUCAAGGCUGAUUUAGCAUUUCUCGAGUGCCUUGAGAAGCCUAAUAUGAGGACUAAAGGAGAUGCUGGUGUUGCUCUCGUUUAUAAGACUAUGUGCACUACAGGUCUCAGGAAUUUCCUUAUACCGUAUAGAACUCACCUUGUAAAGCUCACAUCAGGACAUCCUUUGAUUCAGUUUGGAUGGCUAAGCAAUGUUAGAUGGAGAGGUUGGGGUUUCCAGAAAACCUGAGAUGCAUCAUGAGCUUGAGAACUGGUAACCAACUACACUGAGCUAUUGCCCAUUGUGGCAGAUGGUUUCUAGUUCUCGUAUUCAUGUAUCCAAGUUUUUUCUUUGCUAGAGGGAACACAUGAUUUCAGCCUUAUUUUUCGCUAAUGGAUGGCCUGUUCUUGUCCUUGGUUAAACCCGAGGAGGUUUCUGAAUCCACUGAUUUGCUGGUUUGAUAGCAUCUGUAUAUAAUAGACAGGUUUUUCUUCUUUUAUGUAAGUUUCAUUAAGUUUCAGAAACAAUUGACCACUCGCAUAAGUCAGAUGAUUGAGUUGGUAAUUGCUUCACCGUA
Argentina anserina (silverweed cinquefoil) is the source of this 1371-nucleotide messenger RNA. RefSeq lists its product as uncharacterized. The transcript has 2 exons. Bases 321 to 1043 code for a protein of 240 amino acids. Lineage: Eukaryota; Viridiplantae; Streptophyta; Magnoliopsida; Rosales; Rosaceae. Gene Ontology annotation, biological process: phospholipid metabolic process; arachidonate secretion. The record is from RefSeq and is a predicted model, not a curated record. Gene Ontology annotation, molecular function: A2-type glycerophospholipase activity.